Molecule: messenger RNA, 975 nt
Organism: Lodderomyces theae
Lineage: Eukaryota; Fungi; Ascomycota; Pichiomycetes; Serinales; Debaryomycetaceae
Exons: 1
Coding region: 1-975 (324 amino acids)
Source: RefSeq, a predicted model, not a curated record
AUGAAUACAGAGAAUAUUGUUACAGAAGACAAGAGCUGGGUUGAUAUAUUGAGAGAAAAGGCAUCCAACGAGUCGAGGCAGCCAAAGGAUUCUAAAUCUGAAAUGCCCGACUUAAAGGAGUCCCUACAAUUCAUAUUGGGAGUAUUGGACCAAGGUGCUACCCUUUGGAAUAGUCGAACGAUAGCAAAGUUGCUUGCAUCUUUUGAGUUGUUAAGUCUGUCUUCAGAUUGUGACAUUUACUCAGCCUACAAUGAGCUUAAAACCAACAAUUCAAUCAUUACAAUACUUCUCUACCUAAAUUACUUGUCAAGUCACAAUGCGUGUUCCUACUACGUUGAUUCUUUACCAAAUCCAAUCACAUCAACAUUCAAGGUCCUUCAAUUACCUCCAUUGUCCAAACCAGAGGAAUUUGUCACAACUGCAUCGGAUUUGUUGAACGAAAGUCAUAAGUUGGAAAACUUGUACAAUCUUCAACGGCAAGUAUUACACCUCAUGAACCAAAAUAUGGAAAGAGAGUGCCAACAUUUCGGUCCCGGAAGCAGUCCAUUAGAUGCAAAGUUGAUAAUCUCAUUCCACGAAUUGUUGCUUGCAAGUGUACUUUCCACUCGUAUCUGUUGCAUGAACUACCCUCAGUCUAAAAAGUCUUGCAUCGAGGCGCAAACCAACAUAGUUCUCAAUAAGGCCCUAAAUCUACAAUACGUUGCCGUAAACACUUCAAGACUUUGGGUCUGUUUGAUCAAUUUUGCUAAUGACAUUUGCUAUAGUGAUCUCAGGUACAUAAACAAUUUUCUUGAACUUUUUGAAAGUUUGUUGCGUCAAAAUGGAAAAGUUUUGAAAGAUGCCCUUAUUCUGGGUGGGCUACAGUUUUUUGUGGACACGUUUGUGCCAGGUCAUGUUUGGUUUGAAGUGGUUGCCGAUUCAGUUGCUGAUUGUACUAUAGACUAUUCCCAGUUUAAAUAUUUGUACAAUUUGUGA